Octopus bimaculoides (California two-spot octopus) is the source of this 1677-nucleotide messenger RNA. Its product is annotated as ras-related protein Rab-29. Lineage: Eukaryota; Metazoa; Mollusca; Cephalopoda; Octopoda; Octopodidae. Gene Ontology annotation, biological process: endosome to lysosome transport; phagosome-lysosome fusion. Gene Ontology annotation, cellular component: lysosome; late endosome; phagocytic vesicle. Gene Ontology annotation, molecular function: GTP binding; GTPase activity. The record is from RefSeq and is a predicted model, not a curated record.
ACCGGUUCGUAAAUCCCUCGUCCGGCUAUUGUGUUUCCCAUGUGACCUCCCCAACCUAUUGACAUUUAAUAUCACGUGUCUGUUAAUCGUAAUUACUAACUAUAUUCAAUUAUUCGCUUGGCUUAUAUUUAUUUCCCUUCUUUUCUUCUGCUUCUAUUCUCGACUAAUUUCUCUGUGUUCACUUCAUUUGUUUAUCAAGGCACUACAUUUAGCUGAAUGAAUCUUUUUCAGGAACCGUUUGACACUUUUUUCUUUUUAAGUUAUUAUCACCAUCUGGACAACUUCGUCAAGGAACUACCUAUAUUUUCUGAGCCUCGAUGUCUGAAACCGAAAUACUCCUCAAAGUUCUCAUAAUUGGGGACCCGAAUGUGGGCAAGACAUCGUUUGUUCAGAGGUAUAUUAAUAACACUUUCCGAGGGACAUACAAGUGGACAAUUGGUGUCGAUUUUGGUUUGAAAUUGAUACAAUGGAGCCCGACUGAAGCAGUCAAGCUGCAACUGUGGGAUAUUGCAGGACAGGAACGUUACACAUCGAUGACACGUGUAUACUACAAAGACGCGUUUGGUUGUGUUGUGAUGUGUGACAUAACACAGUCACAAACUUUCAAGAGUGCAGCACUAUGGAAGAAAGAUCUUGACUCCAAAUGUACCUUAUCUGACAACUCACCAGUGCCAUGUAUCUUAUUAGCUAACAAGGAUGACCUUCCCAUCAGAAGUGUAUCUGAAAAAGACUUGGAUGCCUUUUGCAAGGAACAUAAUUUCUUGGCAUGGGCCAAUAUAUCGGUGAAAGACAAUCGCAUGAUAAAAGAAUCAAUGAAUUAUCUAAUAGAUGAAAUGAUGACCAAACAUAAACAGCUAAAUGAAAAUGAAAAUGUAUAUCAAAGUGAUGAAGGCUCAACUAUUGAUUUGAAGGAGCAAAAAGUAUCCUCUUGGAAAUGUUGCCGAUAAAAUACUGAAUUUCAUAUCAAAUUGGUUAUUAUUGGAGUCAGUACCUCUGCGAAGACAUUUCCAAUGUGUUUAUUAAUGCAAGACAUCGUUUGUAAGAAGAUACAUGGUGUGUAUGUGAAGGUGGUGAUAAUAUUUAUUUAUUGUAUGACUUGCUUUACUGAAAGAGAGAUUUUGUUUUUCUGAGAUCUCCUCUAUUUAUUUGAUUGUUAUUUAUCUAUUGUUAAUAUUCUAAUAAAUUCUGUAGACAGCUUCCAAUACAGUAAAUAUUUGAGUGCAGGGAUCUCAUCUAUAUUUAAGAAAUAUAGAAAAUGUAAUAUAGGCAGGGUUUUUUCUUUUUGAAAUGUACACAUUAUUAUUAUUAUUGAAGAUGGUGAGCUGACAGAAUCGUGAACAUGCUGGGCAAAAUGCUUAGUGGCAUUUUGUCUGUCUGCACAUUCUGAGUUCAAAUUCUGCUGAGGUCAACUUUGCCUUUUAUCCUUAUAGGGUUGAUAAAAUAAGUACCAGUUGAGUACUGGGGUCAAUGUGAACGACUUUGCCCCUCACCCAGAAUUGCUAGCCUUGUGCCAAAAUUUGAGACUAUUUUUGUUGAAGAUACGGAGCUGGCAGAAUCAUCAGAGCAUUGGGAAAAUGUCUUCAAGUAUUUGUUUUAGCUUUUUGCGUUUUGAGGUCAACUCUGUCUUUCUUUCCUCUUUCUGGGGUUGAUAAAAUAAAAUAUGUAUUAAGAACUGGA